UUGUCACGUGGCGCCGUUAGGUCAUCCGCGGGAGGACUGCUGAGAGUUCCCGGAAAGGUGUUGCCUAGCCGGGGAUCGGAUUCCUGACAGAGCUCAGCGCGGGUCUUUCCGGUCACGUGCUGCACGGAGCCGCUGCUAGGCUCGUUAUUGCUAGGCAACGCUUGCACGCUUUUUCUGCGCUGCAUCCAAGCAGUGGAGGAUCUGGGCGCCGCGGGCGGACAUGGACCAGUACUGCAUCCUCGGCCGCAUCGGGGAGGGCGCCCACGGCAUCGUCUUCAAAGCCAAGCACGUAGAGACUGGAGAGAUCGUUGCCCUCAAAAAGGUGGCCCUGCGGCGGCUGGAGGAUGGCAUUCCUAACCAGGCCCUAAGGGAAAUCAAGGCUCUGCAGGAGAUCGAAGACAGUCAGUAUGUGGUACAGCUGAAAGCCGUGUUCCCUCAUGGUGCAGGAUUUGUGCUGGCCUUUGAGUUUAUGCUGUCAGACCUGGCAGAGGUGGUGCGCCAUGCCCAGAGGCCCCUGGCCCCAGCACAGGUCAAGAGCUACCUGCAGAUGCUACUCAAAGGUGUUGCAUUUUGCCACGCCAACAACAUUGUGCAUCGGGACCUGAAACCUGCCAACCUGCUCAUCAGUGCCUCAGGCGAGCUCAAGAUUGCUGACUUUGGCCUGGCCCGCGUCUUCUCUCCAGAUGGUGGUCGCCUCUACACACAUCAGGUGGCCACCAGGUGGUACCGAGCUCCUGAGCUCCUGUAUGGUGCUCGGCAGUAUGACCAGGGUGUCGACCUAUGGGCUGUGGGCUGCAUUAUGGGAGAACUGUUGAAUGGGUCCCCCCUGUUCCCGGGAGAGAAUGACAUCGAGCAACUUUGCUGUGUGCUUCGCAUCCUGGGCACACCGAGUCCUCGAGUCUGGCCGGAGAUCACAGAGCUGCCUGACUACAACAAGAUCUCCUUCAAGGAGCAGGCACCGGUGCCCCUGGAGGAGGUGCUGCCUGAUGCCUCUCCCCAGGCCUUGGACCUGCUGGGUCAGUUCCUUCUCUACCCUCCACACCAGCGUAUUGCAGCCUCCCAGGCCCUUCUGCAUCAGUACUUCUUCACAGCGCCUCUGCCUGCCCAUCCCUCUGAGCUGCCAGUUCCUCAGCGCCCAGGGGGACCUGCACCGAAGGCUCACUCAGGCCCCCCUCACGUCCAUGACUUCCAUGUGGACCGUCCGCUUGAGGAGUCACUGCUGAACCCAGAGCUGAUUCGGCCCUUCCUCCCAGAGGGACUCUUAAGAGCUACAAGAAACUAAUGGGUGACAACUUGUGUCUGGAUGCUGUUUGGAAACAAAGGUACAGGAUGAUAAAAAUGUGGUCCAUUUGUUGAUUUACACAUCGGUGCCUUCAGUGAUCUCUGCAGAGCCUUUUCUAACUCCGCAUCGCACAGUGAUAACCAGGCAUACAGGGAAACAUUGAACAGCAGAAAACCAGCUCUGGACUCACCAGAUAGUGCAGCUACCACACUUGGUACUAGGUAGAAUCCAGUGGGUGGUAUUGAAAGUCAUGUAAUAAUACAACAAAACACAAAUAUACAAGCCUGUAGUAGGAUGGUUUCCCUUCCCCCCCCCAAAAAGAUUUUGUUUGGCUUGUUCUUUUCGAGAUGAGACAAUGAGCCUGACUUUGAGUUCCCUUUGUGACUGAGAUGACCCUGAUGCCUCCACUUUUAUUGGGAUUACAAGCCUCUAUUACCACACUUUACUCGUAGUAAUUUGAAUGCAGAGUACGUAUUCUAGCUGGAACAGAGGUGGUUACUUGUAUUAAAAAGGGAGAGAAAUGGGUAUUUUCAAGAAUAGAAUUAUAAAUCAAACUUUUACAAGUAAAAGAAUUUAAAAAUGUGGUAUAGUUUGAUAUCAGAGUAGGCAAUUACUAGGGAUAAACAUUAAACUUGCAUGAGAUGGCAAAAAUUGCUACAUAUAUAUGCACACAAUACAGAUUUUUUUACUCUUUUGAUACUGAAUCUUCUGUAGCUGAGGCUAGCAUUAAACUCAUUAUAUAUGCAAGGCUAGCUUCAAGCUCACUGUGUAGCCCAGAAUUACAGAAGCCUGCAGAGUCCAGCUCUGUAGACUUCCUCCAGAGUUGAGGUCAGAGGCCACUGUGUAGUGGAGGGGGUUAGCAUAGCUCUAAUCUGAGGGUUUUACACAAAAGGCUCACAGCGCUGUUCCAAACAUGUCUCUAUUCUACCUUUAUUUUAAUUCUGUCCUAAUUGUCUAUAAUUUCUUAGCUCUAAUUCUCUGUCUCAAUUCUGAUUCCAAUUCUCCGUUACAAGUCUCUGUUCCAAUUAUUUUACAUUUCUUUUUUCUUCAUUUUCCUACAUUCUCUAUACUUUUACAUUUCUGCCAGCUUCUGUUUGCUCUCUUAGCUUUUAUAGACCCACAGAAUCUUGUAGUCUUUACCUCUGAAGGUCACAUACCGUUUCUUAAGUAAAUGAUAAGAAACAGAGUCAUUCCAACAACUCAGAAUGCAAUAAAUCCAGAUAGUAAGAAAAGAGCACUUUCUUUCAGUUAACUCCCUAACUAGUGGACUGCAAACCGCAGCUGUGAAAGGAGAAGUCUUUCUUGUUAUUCAUAGAGGUAGCCUUCCAAAACUAAUAAGAGAAAUAAGGAAAUUGUGUGUUAUAUCCUAUACUUUGUAAAAAGAUUUUAUUUAUUAUGUUCACAGUGUCCUGUCUGCAUGUAUGCCUGUAGGCUAGAAGAGGGAGCCAUAUUUUACUACAGAUAGUUGUGAGCUACCAUGUGGUUGCUGGGAAUUAAACUCAGUGUCUCUGGAAGAGUUCUUAACCACUGAGCCAUCUCUCCAGCCCCUAUAUCCUAUACGUUUGAUUGUAUAAAACAUCUUAAACAUUUUGUGAUCAGUAGUCAUAAAGUCCAGGCUUUCUGGGACUGGGGACCUGUUUGUUUACAAAUGUUUUAUAGAAUCUUUCUUCUGUGGUGUCUGAACAAAGGUUGAGGUUAGGAAUCGGUGCAGUUAAUUAUUGUCCCUGGCACUCCAGUUAAAUCACUUUACACUAUUUACCUUGGCUCAAUAAAUCAUACAGCUGGCUACA
Myodes glareolus (Bank vole) is the source of this 3072-nucleotide messenger RNA. It is a transcript of the gene Cdk20, whose product is annotated as cyclin dependent kinase 20. Gene Ontology annotation, molecular function: ATP binding; protein serine/threonine kinase activity. NCBI's taxonomy places the organism in Eukaryota, Metazoa, Chordata, Mammalia, Rodentia, Cricetidae. Gene Ontology annotation, cellular component: nucleus. Gene Ontology annotation, biological process: protein phosphorylation. The record is from RefSeq and is a predicted model, not a curated record.